Zeugodacus cucurbitae (melon fly) is the source of this 645-nucleotide messenger RNA. RefSeq lists its product as uncharacterized. The transcript has 3 exons. The coding region runs from base 80 to 475 and encodes 131 amino acids. The record is from RefSeq and is a predicted model, not a curated record. Lineage: Eukaryota; Metazoa; Arthropoda; Insecta; Diptera; Tephritidae.
AAAUGUAUCAACGGCGAAAGAGCCAGAACAAAAUAUAGAGCUGAAAGUUUAAAAGUGUUUUUAGUAAUAUUAUUUGAGAAUGGCUUCUUAUCACAGUAAACGCUCACACAUCGGUUGGAUCACCAAGCUCUGCUUGACGUUUAUUCUGGUAGUGGUUUUGCGACAACAUGGAGCUAAUGGAAUCCCUUCCUUCAAUCAAGUCGUGGAUUGUGGCCCCCAAAAUGUAUAUCCAGAAAGUUGCAUGCACGGCAGUUUCGAGUUAAACUUCAACACUGAAUUCUGUCUGCCACGCACACUCUGCUAUACCGGUGAGGGUGAGAUCUGCCGCAGGUAUGGCAAAAUUAGCGAUUGCAAGCCGGGCUUGUAUUGCAACUGUGACCAGCGCUGUGGUAAAAAUUUGAUUAUCUGCUCAUCGCAACGAUUUAGUGGUUGGAAUAUGAGGAACAGGAUAAUGGAAUUAGAUAAUAGGUUUUAAAUUAAUUUUAUGCGCAUAAUGGUUUAGACGGCUCAGCAGCAUCAGAAAUACGCAUUUAUUCAGUAAUUGUAGGUAUAUAGUUAAUUUAUAGUGAAUAAUUAUUACGAUAUAAAAGUAUUUGAUAUCUAUAAAAAAUAAUAUACCCAUACAUCUAUUAGUACUAUAUUAAA